This is a messenger RNA of Silurus meridionalis, 3235 nucleotides long. RefSeq names its product B-box and SPRY domain containing (gene bspry). The coding region runs from base 517 to 1905 and encodes 462 amino acids. Gene Ontology annotation, molecular function: protein binding; zinc ion binding. The record is from RefSeq and is a predicted model, not a curated record. The transcript has 6 exons. Lineage: Eukaryota; Metazoa; Chordata; Actinopteri; Siluriformes; Siluridae.
AGUAAGGAUUUUUUUUAAUGUUUACAUGGAAUUGAACCUUUGAACACAAGUACAAGCAAACAUCCAAGAAAUAUCAGUAACAAGUGGUUAAGCUUCUAUAAUACGGGUUUAACCAGCUUCCAUAUUUUUCCUUUCAGAGUCUGUCCUGGCAGUAAGUCAUGUUUUACAAGUAGCCAUUGUCCUCCCAUUUCAGGUAGGAACCAGGAUAGGGAUUGGGUUGGUGAAUCGUUCCAAGACCUGAUUAACUGGACCCCUGUGAGACACCGAGAGUCAUUGUGUUUCGUCCUGCGUCAGUCUGUCGGUCUCGAUGAAACAAGCUGCUGCCACGACAGCCUGGAAAACUGGCUGUGCGACUCUGAGCAGCACUUCCGCGUUACUCACCUGCGACAGGUUGAAGUCGGGCGCGCACCUGGAUGCAUCUGCGGCGCGGGGAGAAACACCAGCGAGGGUCUUCUCUCCCAUCUUAAACGAUAGAAUUGCACAAAAAAAGAGAAGAAGAUUGUUUGUCGGGCAGUCAUGAGUGGGGAUUAUGGACUUUGUGAUUUGUCCGUGGUCUCGUUACGGGACAAUGAGCACGAGCCGGACUAUGGAAUUCAGCUCAAUCCAGAUGGACACGCAAACGCCACAGACUUGCGCGCAAGAAUCCAUGAAGAUUCCCGUUUAGCCAUUUUCGAAAACAAGUUCGGGUACACCAAUGGCAAGAAGAGUAUGGGGUCUUCUACAGAUGCGUCCAGCACCACUGGAGGACGGACAGUGUGUCCCGAGCAUGAGGAAGACGUGGAUUGGUAUUGCAGGACGGAAGGAAGGCCAGUUUGCCCCAAGUGUGUUGAUCAAGGAGCUUGUCGGAAUCACAGAGUGAUCCAGCUGCAGUUACGAGCCACAUCUGUACGGAAUCAGCUGGUGGACAUCUGUGAGAAAAUGCAGCUGCAAGCACUACAGAUAGAGCGCUUCAUAAACAACACACUGACUGCGAAAGAGAAGGCUUUGCAGACCGAGGCAAGCAGUGCCCGUGAGCGAGUUGUGGCUCAGGUGAAUGCUGUGCGUGAAGCCUUGGAUGAGGAAGAACAGCGUCUGCUGGAGGCUGUACAGCGGGAGGAAGAGCGAAUCGAGCAGUGUCUCCUCACGCAGCGGGCACACUGGACCAAGGCACUCGACACUCUCACACAUGCCCGGACCAGCCUGGUGCACACCCUUACACACUCAACAGACACCUUGCUUGUGUGCUCCAACCCUGAAAUAUCAGACAUGAUUGAGGCUGCUGAUGGUGUUGGGGAGCCCAAAGACUCAGAGCACCUGAAUCUGAACAGGGACUGCAGUGAUAGCAAACUAAUGUUGGGCUUGUGGGCUAGUGCGUUGAUUCUAGGAUCAACCGCUACAAGUCGGAUGUACUUCGAUGAGCGUACCGUCAGCCAUCUCCUUUUACUCUCCUCAGACCAGCUCUCCCUCACGUACCGGCCGAAACGCCAGAAGAAGCCUCUUCUGUAUGACCCGGCUCGUUUCGACAACUGGCCCAAUGCCCUCUGCCUCGAGCAAAUCAGUUCGGGCACGCACACCUGGGUGAUGUACGUAGGCGAUAGCGCCGCCUUUAAAGUGGGCGUCUGUUACCACAGCAUGGAGCGCAAAGGCUCGACCAACGAAUCUCGUCUAGGCUUCAACGCCAAAUCCUGGGUCCUCUCACACUACGAAGGAAACUUCUCCUACUGUCACAACAGCCAGAUCGUCAAUUUGGUCGUAGUGAAAAAUCCCACAAAAAUAGGAGUGCUGCUGGACUGGACCACACAAACACUCCUGUUCUACGAUCCUGACUCGAAGUGUGUGCUGCACGCCGCAAGGCACGCUUUUACCGAGCCACUGCUUGCUGCUUGUGCUGUGGCCGAUCAGAGAGUGUCUAUUGUGCACUGCUAAUAUGUAUGUACUUCAUGUUUACCGAUUCCUGUCAGAAAUGGAGUGUUUAUUUAAAUGAAUGAAUGAAGUCAAACAUUGCUUGAUUCUGCUCUUUCUAUAGAAAGUUUGGCUGCUAAUGAUAAAAAAAUAUUUUAUAGAUUAGUUUGAAAUGUGCCAGUGAAUGUGUGGACAUGGAGAAGUGGUACCCCAGUGGUUAAGAUGUUAUACUUCUGUUUGGAAUGUUGUGAGAUCAAAUCCCAGCACUACCAAGCUUCCACUGAUGGGCCCUUGGGCAAGACCCUUAAUUAUCAUCUGCUCCUUUCUAUAAAUGAGAUAAUUGGAUAAGGGCAUCUGCAAUAAAAUGCUGUAAAUGAAUAUGUAGCAUUAGUAGAUAGAAAUAGACCCCUGUAAAUGACUUAGAAAAAAGGCAAAAUAAGGAUUUUUGGUGUAACUUUUGAAGGUUAUUCAAAUCUCUGCAAAUUUAUUACGUGCUUUUUCAUUAGGUAUAAAGUUUAUUGUACCUUGUGUGGAAAUAUAUUGGGUACAUUUUUCUCUUACAUAAGCAUUUCUCUGUAUUGUUACAGAUUUGAAUAACUAUUAGCUCAGUCAUAAUAUAAAAUGGUAAUUGUAGUAAUGGUAUGAAAUGAACCAAAAUGAAGUCAUACAUUAGAUAUAGUGUGUAUUUUGGUUGAUAUUUUAUUUUUUACUUAAAGCUGGUCAAUGAAAAGGGCACAGUUUUAUCUAUUUAUUACUAUUCGAAUGUAGACGAGUGUCGAUUAUAGCCUUAUAUAUUUUAAGAUAUAUUAUUAUUGCAUUAUCGUUGCACAUUGUUGUAGCAAGAGAAGAUUUACUAAGCAUGCAUUACAUAGUUUCUAGCGAAAAUAUUUCUUAAAUAUACAAAUAUUUUAAUAACGAAUACCCUCGUUGUUGCUUUAAAUUAAAGAAAAAAACUCCUAAAUAAAAUACACCACCAUUGAAGAUUCUGUAUUUUCCUUAAUCAUGGCAUGAUUGUUGUAAACAGAUUAUUGUGAAAUAAUGUUAAGAAAUGCUAAAAUAUGCUUACUGGAAAGUCACAAGUACCCUUAUGAUGUUCAUACCGAAAAGCAUGAUUAUAAUGCUCAUAUAUGUAAAUUGGUAUCAAGAUUGUAUCACUGAUUGUGUCUUGUGUAUACUUUGUGUUAUGUAAAUAUGUUUAUUCAUUUUUUUCCACUGAUUUUUUUUAUCUACUUUUUUAUCAGCUAUCUUGUUCUAUUAAAAGAGCCAUUUUCUAUAAAUCUGACAUAUUGUGAAUCUUGAUUGUCGAUAAAUGUGUAUCGUCUGUGUUAAAUAUUUUAAUAAAUAACAUAUCAUU